CUAGCUUUCCAAAUUUCGUCUGCCAACUUCAUAAAUGAACUACGUGUAACAAAUGAUAAACGCUAAAAUUUUUAUCAUCAUUUGUCCUGAAAAUUGAUAAAGUCCAACCACCAUCAUGUUUAAAAAGAUGAAAAAGCAGAUAGAGGACAAGGAGGCCAAGUCUCCUCUUCGUCCUCCGGAUCAAAAGAAGGGAAUAAACCAGACCCCCAAUGACAAGACCCCCAGCGGUGCGGAAGCCAGACCUAGAACCCCUUCCUCUACCAGUACUACACCAGGAACCCCUAACCAGGGACCUCGGAACAAAGUCAGCUCAUCAGCUCCAGAGGCUGAACAAGCAAUCAUCAAACAAUCAACACCCUUGGAAAAUGCUGCAACACCGCCUCGGCCUAAGCAAGGUGCACCCCCAUCCCUGGGUGAAAGCCCCCUCUUCCCUCAGUACCAGGCCCCUACCAGCGUCUAUGAAGCGCCCUCUGAUACCGAGAGCGAGAUGGAAGAAUCGGGAUUGACCAUGGAUUCCAUGAGAAAAGAAGAGCUGUUCCAGCGCUAUAAGCUCAUGGAGAGGAGCUCGUUCAAAUACAGGACAAGAUAUAAGGAGGCCUCAGGAGCGUAUAAAGACUUACAAAAGGAAAAUGAGAAAAUCAAGAAUAUCAUGUCACAAACUCAGGAUAAAGCACUCAGGAGAAUAUCAGAACUCAAAGAGGCAGCUGAACUUGACAGGGGGGCCAAGAUGCACAUGGAAGAAACAUUCCGUUUAUCUCUCGAAGAGAAAGAUGAGAUGGUAAAAGUACUACAAACACAGGUUAAAUUAUUGAAGACAGGAAAGAGUGUUGAUGAGACUGAUAGCUCAGAUAAACCUCCUGCAAGCCCCUCUACCCUAGCAGCCUCAGGGGAGGGUGAUACUGCUACCAUGGAAACAGUCAACAACCUUAAAGAAAAGGUGAAACGCUUAGAAAACUUGCUUGGAAAAUGUAAAGAAACCAUUGGCAAGAACAAAGAGAGGACUGCCCAGCUUGUUAGUGAGAAAGAAGCUACAGCAAAAGAACUAGAACAAUUAAAGGAGCAGCAUAGUCUGGAGCAAGCCAAGUUUGCUGAGAAACUGAGCAAGGCCAAGGACGAGCUUGACCAGUCCGUCGAGGAGAAAGCCUUGGCCAUUGCAGAAACCAAACAGAUGAUGCAUGGUGAGCUUGAACACAGAGAGCAACAAAUCUCAGAGCUGAGGGCUAAAGCACAGGCUGCUGCCAAUGAAGCUGAGAUGCUCAAAGCUGAAGGAGAGAAGAACAAGAAACAAAUUGGGGAGCUAAAAGCGGAACUAGAGAAGCAGUUAUCUGAAUCUGAGGCUCGGAGUGAUCAAGAGAAGCAGAGUCUAGCCCAAGAGCUCUCCAGGGGAAAACAAGCCGUCAUAGGUCUCAUGCAGGUAAGAGGGACCAUUUGUCCCUUCUUUCUUAUCUACCCAUCUUUGAAUGCAUUAUCUUUCUAUGAUACUGGGCCUGUUAAUCCAUGCGUGCAUGCAUCUGUCCGCCCAUCCCUCCGUCCGUCCAACCAUCCAUCCAACCAUCCAUCCUUUCAUCCAUCCAACCAUCCAUCCAUCAAUCCAUCUAUCCAACCGUCCGUCUGUCUGUCUGUCCAUCCAUCCAUCUAUAUUUUAUUGUUUAAAAGAGAAAUUAGAAAUCCUCUGAAAAUUCAGUUUUUCCCAAUUGAUCGCGGGCUCGGCAGCCAUUGAGCAGCGCCAGAUUGACAUUGCUCUUUCCCUUAAAUCGUUGAAUGCCAAACAGCGUAGCAGCAACUUCCAUCUUUUAACAUCCUUUGGUCUGACGUGGCCGGGGCUUGAACUCCUGACCUCCCGGUUUGGAGGUGGACGCUCUUUCAACCAAGCCAACACAGCAGUUUAAAAGAAAUUGAAUAGUAAAAAAGGCAUUCAUAUUAGUACACCUUAGAUCUAGAAAUAAUCUAUUCCUACAUGUGCACUAUGAAAUGUUACAUUUCACAGACCAAUAAACAGAAAUUGAAAUUGAUUGAUUGAAUUGAUAAUCUGGCUUUAGCCAUCCCAUGUGGUAUUAGCCUAUGUGAGAAGAAGACCAUCUGCUUGUGAAUCAAGUGAAUAUAAACCCUUACAUUUUACUUGUCAAAUAAAUACAUGUACAUGUACACCUGAGCCCCGUCUUACAAAGAGUUACGAUUGAUCCAAUCAAUCUCAACUGUAUGGAAAUCCAUCCAUACCAUAAUUGUUCCUACAGGAAAUUUGCACAAUCUCCUUAUUAAACAAAGAGAAUCUCACUGAAUCUUCAAGAGAACGAUGAAUGUAUGAAUACAUCUUAUCUGGAAAAUCAUUUUUAAGAAAUUUUUAAGGUUUUGACGUUGCUGGCCGUCCAUAGUUGUGAUUGAUCGGAUCAAUCGCAACUCUUUGUAAGACGGGGCCCAGACUAUUAACAUGUACAUGUAGGAUAGAUUUUAGAUUUCUGUAUAUCUAUAGGCUAUAUAUUUACGUACAGUUACAUGCACAUGAAGCUGCACCGCUGAUGGUGGUAGAACUCCCAUAUUUUUUUUCAUUCAGCAUGCCUGCAUGAAGCUUCAUGUACCUUUAAAAGAGGAACGAAUGUUCCCAGCAUGAUAUUUCAGAAUUUCUCAGGAACUUGUCGCUUGUGAGGAACUGGUCAUAAGAUGAACCUCCAUCAACACCGUCAUACUGACACCCAUCAAGAUCAUCUGAUACUGUAUGGUGUUAGGAGGUUGAAAGAAGGUCACAUGGAACUUUCAUGUAAAUUAAGGCACAAAACCCCUCAAACUUUGUUUGUUGCUAGACGACCAACCCUCAUAAAAAAGUUGCUAUGAUAGCAACUCAUGCUGGAAUAUCAUCUUUCACUGGAAGAGCCAAUCAAAAAUCAAAAUUUUCACUGUAGUUGUCAUUCAAGAAAGACUUGCUAUCAAGUACCAUAGCAACUCUUUCUGAAAUGGGGCCCAGCUGACUUUUAUUUAUUAAUUCAAAUGUGACCCACCCCCAAAAAAAAGAAGAAAAAAAACUCAAACAAGAUCUGUGACAUCACCCAAUACAACUCUCCCCUUGG
Molecule: messenger RNA, 3062 nt
Organism: Lytechinus pictus (painted urchin)
Lineage: Eukaryota; Metazoa; Echinodermata; Echinoidea; Temnopleuroida; Toxopneustidae
Product: golgin subfamily A member 4-like
Exons: 10
Coding region: 116-1720 (534 amino acids)
Biological process (GO): Golgi vesicle transport
Cellular component (GO): Golgi apparatus
Molecular function (GO): small GTPase binding
Source: RefSeq, a predicted model, not a curated record